Sphaeramia orbicularis (orbiculate cardinalfish) is the source of this 1815-nucleotide messenger RNA. It is a transcript of the gene dgat1b, whose product is annotated as diacylglycerol O-acyltransferase 1b. The transcript has 17 exons. Gene Ontology annotation, biological process: triglyceride biosynthetic process. Lineage: Eukaryota; Metazoa; Chordata; Actinopteri; Kurtiformes; Apogonidae. The record is from RefSeq and is a predicted model, not a curated record. Gene Ontology annotation, molecular function: diacylglycerol O-acyltransferase activity. Gene Ontology annotation, cellular component: endoplasmic reticulum membrane. The coding region runs from base 205 to 1719 and encodes 504 amino acids.
GCUCCUCGCGCCGCCAUGAAACACACUCCCACCGCCAUGUAAACGGAAACCUGCUCCGGGCUCUGGGCGGACUGUGGGCCUGACACACACACUCCACUUCCCGGUCUGGGAUGUCGCAACAGACGCACACCAUGUCACCACCUGAAACAACCUCCUGAGUUACACUUUACGCGCUUUUAUUGUCUUUUUUUCCUCUUGGUUAUCAUGGGUGACUCGGACACCACCGGGGCCGUGACUCGCCGGAGAAGAGCGGGCAGAGGUGGGAGUCUGCAGCCGGGGAACGGGAAGGAUAGGGCGGCGUGUCCGAGCGCCGUGCCCGCUGACCUUACCGGGGAUAAUACCGAAAAGAAACGCGACCAUUCACUGGAGACCACCCGGAAUAAAGGAAAGAGGGAGAAAAACAAGCGCAGCAAUGACAGAAUAAGUGACAGGUUCAGCUGUCACAAGACACAGGAGUCCCUGUUGAGUUCAUCUAGUGGUUACAAAAACUACAGAGGAAUCUUCAACUGGUGUGUGGUUAUGCUGGUGCUAAGCAAUGCUCGCCUCUUCUUAGAAAAUCUUUUGAAGUAUGGUGUUCUGGUUGACCCUGUUCAGGUGGUUUCAUUAUUUCUGAAGAAUCCCUACAGCUGGCCUGCUGCAUGUCUGGUGAUUGUGUCCAAUGUGUUCAUUCUGGUGGCUCUCUACACAGAAAGGCAACUCUCAAAGGGUUCAUUCAGUGAACUAGUAGGAUUUCUGUUCCAUUGCAUUAACCUGACAAUCAUGCUAACGUUCCCUGCUGCAGUGGUCCUAAUGGUCCCCUCCUUGACUCCAGUUGGUGGUGCAUUUGUUCUUGGUACUUACACCAUUCUCUUCCUGAAGCUGUACUCCUAUAAAGAUGUCAACAGGUGGUGCAGGGAGCUUAGUACCGUCAAGGCCAAGAAACUGUCCCGGUCUCUGUCAUGUCCCUCAGAACAGCAUUUAAAUGGAGGAGAUCGUAAGGUGUGUUAUCCAGGCAACCUCACAAUCAGAGACAUGUACUACUUUGUUUUUGCUCCAACUGUGUGCUACGAACUCAACUUUCCUCGCUCUGCCAAAGUUCGAAUGAGUUUCUUGCUUAGGAGAUUGUUUGAGAUGCUGUUCCUCAUCCAGCUUUCAAUCGGUCUCACUCAACAGUGGAUGAUCCCCAUCAUCCAAAGCUCCAUGAAACCACUAGAGGACAUGGAUUUAUUCAGGAUGACUGAAAGACUCCUGAGACUAGCUGUUCCUAAUCACUUGAUAUGGCUGAUUUUUUUCUACUGGUUUUUCCAUUCAUCUAUGAACUUUACCGCGGAGCUGCUGUGCUUCGGUGACAGACAGUUUUAUAAGGAUUGGUGGAACUCGGAGACAGUGACGUAUUUCUGGCAGAACUGGAACAUCCCUGUUCACAAGUGGUGUUUACGUCAUUUUUACAAGCCGAUGCUGAGGAGAGGGUUCAGUAAAAUCGUCAGUCAGUCGGCUGUUUUCUUCUUGUCGGCUUUCUUCCACGAGUACCUGGUGAGUGUUCCUCUGAGGAUGUUCAGACUUUGGGCGUUCAUGGCGAUGAUGGCUCAGCUUCCAUUAGCCUGGUUUGUGGGUCGCUUCUUGCGUGGUGACUAUGGCAAUGCAGCAGUCUGGAUGUCACUUAUAAUUGGUCAGCCAAUCGCCGUCCUGAUGUACGUCCACGACUACUACGUCCUGCACUACAGACAGGAGGUCGAAUAAUGUGCACAAACAUAUGCAUAUACAACACAUACCACUAGCAUCAGAUCUACAGCAAUAUUCAUCAUUGGCACAUUUGGCAUUAUAUGAAACGGCUGG